GGUUAGGCUUGCCUCUGCUUGAAUGCUUAUUAACAGACGCAUUUACUUAAUUGCUGGAUUGCCAGGAUGCAAGAAGGAAGCGGCAUCUUGAAAGAGGGCUUUCUUGUUAAAAAGGGGCAUGUUGUCCACAACUGGAAGGCAAGAUGGUUCGUUCUUCUCCAAGACAGGCUGCUCUAUUAUAAACUUGUGGGAGGAAAGAAGGAGGUUUCUCCAAAGGGUAGUAUUCUUCUCGACUGCUGCACAAUCACCUGCCCAUGUUUGGAGUUCGAGAACAGGCCGCUGGUUAUUAAACUGAAUACAAAAAACAACACAGCAUAUUUCCUUGAUUCGUGCUCCAGAGAAGAACGUGAUGCUUGGGCAUUGGAUAUCACUGGCGCUAUUCAUGCUGGCAAUCCAGUGCAAGUCCAGCAGCUUCACCUUAUGAAAAAUUCCUUCAAACUACCUUCAAAUAUCAGCCUGAAUCACAUUGUAGAUAAAAUGUAUGACAACAGCAGUGGAAUUAAGCUGACACCUAACUCUGAACAAGGCAACACAUAUAAAGAAAGCUUUACAGGGGCUGCACUGGUGGACUGGCUGAUUUCCAACUGUUUUUCUGCCUCCCGGCUAGAGGCAGUUACACUGGCCUCUGUGCUGAUGGAAGAAAACUUCACUAAGCCCGUGGGAGCCCGAAGUGCUGAGGCCAUGAGGAACGGCGACCUGGCAGAGCAGUUCUUAGAUGAUUCUACUGCACUCUACACAUUUGUGGGGAGCUACAAGAAGAAAUUCAGUUCCAAGGAAGAGCUUCAUCUUAACAUUCUUGAACUGAGUGGCACAAUUGUAAAACAAGGCUUUUUAAUAAAACAGGGGCACAAGAGGAAAAACUGGAAGGUGCGACGUUUUGUCCUGAGAACUGACCCUGCUUUCCUGCACUACUAUGAUCCCACUAAGGAAGAUAACAGGCCUGUUGGUGGUUUUUCUCUCCGUGGCUGCCUUGUCUCAGCACUGGAGGACAAUGGUGUCCCAACAGGAGUCAAAGGAAAUGUACAGGGUAACCUCUUCAAAAUCAUCACUAAGAAUGACAUUCAUUACUACAUACAGGCCAGUUCCAAGACAGAAAGAGCACAUUGGAUUGAAGCCAUUAAACAGCUAACAUAAGAAUCUCACCAGAAUCAAACCUAGCUGGCUGCUGUUUGGGUAUACACAAUAGUUGGCUUUGAAAUGUAUGACUGAAUUUUUUCAGCCAAGCAUAUAGCAUAUAUCUGACGUUUAUAUAUUAGGCUUUCCCAUUAGGGUGGAUUGACUACUUAUGUCAUUGGGAAAAAGCAUGGUGGAAGCCAGAGAAAGGGACAAACAGCUGCCCUAGAGACCAUUUCCUGGGAGCUGGAGAAAGAAGCAAACAGUCGCACCCCAUGGCCAUUUCCACUAGUGAAAACAGUGCAGAAGGGAACUGGAAGCCCCUCUUCCCACCCUUGCAGUGCUCCAGAGCCAAAAGGAGCGAAGAAAUGCUUUCAAGAUAAUUUCUUCUGUUGAUAUAUGUGACAGUAAGAUGAGUCCGGCACUCAUGUAGUUUGGCUCUGUCCCCUUUCAUCUGGAUACCUACAAUUUCUCUAACCUACAAGCAUUUACCACUUUGUAUUGUAUAUUUUGUUGUUCAAAGUUUUUAGAUGUUUUUAGUUUUAGUUCUGAACAUUAAAUACUGUAGUCUUUUUCAUUUUGUUAAAAAGCAAAGAAUGCUUGAAGAGUAUAUUUACUGAAAGGUGGUACAGAAAUACUGUUAAUAAAUAUAGA
Molecule: messenger RNA, 1767 nt
Organism: Eublepharis macularius
Lineage: Eukaryota; Metazoa; Chordata; Lepidosauria; Squamata; Eublepharidae
Gene: PLEK2
Product: pleckstrin 2
Exons: 9
Coding region: 67-1134 (355 amino acids)
Biological process (GO): actin cytoskeleton organization; intracellular signal transduction
Cellular component (GO): plasma membrane
Source: RefSeq, a predicted model, not a curated record